Hemiscyllium ocellatum (epaulette shark) is the source of this 4318-nucleotide messenger RNA. RefSeq names its product extra spindle pole bodies like 1, separase (gene espl1). NCBI's taxonomy places the organism in Eukaryota, Metazoa, Chordata, Chondrichthyes, Orectolobiformes, Hemiscylliidae. Gene Ontology annotation, cellular component: nucleus; cytoplasm; centrosome. Gene Ontology annotation, molecular function: cysteine-type endopeptidase activity. The record is from RefSeq and is a predicted model, not a curated record. The coding region runs from base 221 to 3994 and encodes 1257 amino acids. The transcript is spliced from 20 exons. Gene Ontology annotation, biological process: proteolysis; meiotic chromosome separation.
GGCGGCGACGGAGCUCCCGCCCGGGACCGAGACCUCGUCAAUAAUAACAAUAAUAAUAUUAAUAUUAACCCCCCGGGGCCCAGGGCGGUGUCUAACCCCCCCCUCCCUCCUCAGAGAGCUGUCAGUUAUUUAUUCCCCCCCCCGUGUGUAUGUUGGGGUUAGGGGGGGGUUAUUUAGUAUUAAAUUACAGAUAUAUCUCCCUCUCCCCUCUCUGAGUGUGAUGCUGGGCCCCGCCGCCCAGGUCCUGGGGCGCACCGCCACCCGCCGGGGCUGCGAGGAGCUGAGGGAGCAGCUGCAGGCUGCCGUCCGCUCUGUCCCGGACCCUCCCGCUGACCAUCCCGAGCUGCGUGUGGCCUGUGACCGGGUGAUCCGAGCCUGCAUCCAGCGCCUGGGGGACCCGGGGUCUGCCGCCGAGGGGGAAGGGGAGUGUCGGGGCCACCUCACCUCCCUGCUGGGCCUGGCCGUCCUGGCGUGUGAGGGGCUCCGGGCCUCCUCCGCGCCGGGAGGGCGCUGCGCCCCGCUCUACCUGGAGCGGCUGGUCUUCCACCUGCUGCGCUGCGCCUGCUCCCGCGGCCUGGCCCCCUCCUGCGCGCCCCUCUGCGGGCUGCUCCUGGCCGGCCUGUCCGGGAGCCCGCUGCCCGAGGCCGGCACAGUGGCCCGCUCUGCGUACGCCCUGCUCUGGGGCGCUGCCCCCUCCCUGCCCCGGGGCCCCAGCCUCUCCCUCAGGCUGCAGGCCCUGCGCCUCCUCGCCCUGGACCCCUCCUCCGCCCUCCUGGCUCAGAGAUUCGCCCAGUCCUGCCGCCUCCACCUGCAGGGCGAGGGGUCCGAGGGUCCCAGCCUGAGCGGGGAGACCCUGUCCCUCCUCCGGGACCUGCUGAAGCCUCCUCCCCUUGAGGACGGCCACCACCACCGCCCGCAGCAGCAGCAGCUCGCCCUCUGCUGCCAGCUGGCCCUGCAGGCGGCUUCCUCCCUGAGCAAGGCUGGGUUCCACACCCAGACCCGGGAGCUGCUGCAAGGGGCGAGCGCUCUCUUCCGCGGCCAGGGCAAGGGCGAGGACGGCCCCUUCCUGAGCGCCCUGCAGCUAGCCCAGCUCUCUGCCGGGCUCCGCGCCCCCUCACCCAACCCCGGGCGGACCCUGAGCCGGGCCCUGGGCACACUGCGCUCGGCAGGAGACAGCCCGGGCCCCCCUGGGAGACAGGCGCUGGCGGCCGGCUGCAGGUUUCUGCUGUCGGAGCUGCGGCUGCAGGCAGAGAGAGCGGGAGGACGAGGAGGAGGAGGAGGAGGGGAGGAGAAGGCCCGCUCCCCAGGACUCCGAGAGCUCUUCCAGCUCUCCACCUUCCUGCACGUCUACCUGGAGCUGGAAGUCUCCAGUUCCCCUGACGCUGGGACCCUGAAGCUCUGUUAUCAGAACCUGGAUCUCUUCACCCGAGAAGUCUACGAAUUCCUAAUGGAUCCUGAGGAGGAGGACUCUGCUGGAGCUGAGAAGCUGUUACCCCCCAGUAAGCUGAUUGUGGAGAAGAUGGUGGAGGUGGAGGAGGGAUUGGUUUCUCUCGGACAGACUGACUACAUCGGGGCGACAGGCCUGCGUCUCUAUAACCUGGCCUAUGGAUUCUACAGCCGGAAGCUGUUUGGUGAAGCAGUGGAGAUGGCGGUGACGCUGCGGGGCGACGGACAUCCUCCGGACCUGUUCUCCCGCUCCACCCUGCCCCUGGACAGGGUGGCCCGGUUUUACAGGCUGUUGGUGCAGUGCUAUCGGAAGCUGGGGGAGCUGGACAAGGCGAUGGAGACGGUGUGCAUGUGGCUGCUGGCCCAGGGGGAUCCGAGCAGUGGGCGGGAGACUGAACCCAUCGCCCUCUGGGCCUGUCUCAAAGCAGACGCAGUGAAGAGUGGCGACGAGGAGCUGCAGCUCAGGACCCUGAAGGAUGCCCUGCAGCCCUGGGGGGUCCCAUCCCCCCGGCUGGCGGAGCUGCUGCAGGAGGAGCUCAGGGCCUACAAGGGGCUGCAGACCGACACCUCGCGGGAACGCUUCAACGUCAUCUGUGACCUGCUGCAGCUGUGCUCGCCCCCUGGCCCAGAGCCGGGGACGGAGCCCCCCACACUGCGGUUACGGGCCAUGCAGCUGCUGGAACUGGCUCAGCUCCUGUGUUACCGCGACUUCACUCAGCACACCGAAUGCUCUGCGAUGGACUGUGUGGAGGAAGCCCUGACCAUACUGGGAUCCCUGAAGGAGACUCCGGAAAACUGGGAGCAGCUGCUGGAUGACCGGGCGAACGCCUACCUCUGGAGAUACGUCUGUGACCUGGAAUCGCGCAUCCGGGAGAGCGUGGAGAGGUGUCGGAGGCUGGGAUCGAUACCGGAGCCUGGAUUGGAUCCUGAGGACGGAGACCCGAACGAUAUGGAGUAUGAGGAGAAGCAGCAAGGAGCGCUGUCUGUACAUGACCACAUCGACUUCAACCUGACGGCAGAGAGCAAGCGUUGCGAGUCCCUGGACGAAGCACUGUCGCUGUGGAAACGCCUCCUGCUGUCCGGGUCUCCCGCCACCCUGCGGAACCCCGAACAGACGGCCCACGCUCUCCACCUCACCGCCGCGCUCUACAGGCUGAUGGACAAGCCCUUCCAGGUGAUCGAGAGCUAUAACUUGCUGCUGCGUUUGUUGGAGCCUAUGGAGGACACCCUGCCCAUCGCCAACGUGCUGCUGCAGCUCGGGGAGACCCUGCUGGCGGUAUCCUGUCUAGGCCCUGUCCAGGUGGAUGUGACGGUCUGCCUGCUGACGCUGACCAGCCUGUAUCCGAGGGGUGACCGGGAGGAGUUGCUGCAGCUCACCCGCCUGAGGAAGGGCAGAGUGCCCGUCACCGUGGGCAUCCCGGCGAGUGUCAGCACGGUGCUGAGCGAGUUUGACUCCAUCUUGGCCGAGCAGCGGGAGAUCAGCAACGAGACGGAGCUGAAGGCCUGGUGGGACGGUCGCACCUCUCUGGACCGCCGCAUGCGGGAGUUGGUGGAGUCGCUGGAGAGGGAUGUGCUGGGUUGCUGGAAGGGUCUGCUCCUGACUGCCCCACCGGACCCCCAGCUGGACGUGGAGGCGGCUGCUGUCUGUGAUCUCCUGGGGGGGCCCCGAGACUCGGACCAGGAGCUGCUGAAGGCCAUGCUGGGAGCCUCCUCGGUGCUGAGUGACUCGGAUGUCCAGUCCCUCGCUGACCGGCUGGGUGGGGCCAAAGGUCAGAAGGUGCUGCCUCGUCUCCAGGCCGCUGUGCACGCGCUGCGGUGUCUCCCCACUGACCCACCCAGGACAUGCUCCUCUCAACUCGUGCUCAUUCUGGACAAGCACCUACAGCGGCUGCCCUGGGAGAGUAUCCCCACGCUCCGGGCUCAUCGGGUGUCCAGGCUGCCUUCCUUCCAGUUCCUGCUCGCGUAUGUAGCUGCCAGCACGUUACAGCUGAGGUCGGUGCUGACCGAGGGGCUGAACCCCAGCAGUGUGUACUACGUGUUAAAUCCCCAGGGGAACCUGCCCAACACAGAGAAGACCUUCAAGGACUGGUUUCGCAGGAGGCCGGGCUGGGAGGGAGUGGUCGGACGCGGUCCCAGCGAGGGCAAGCUGAAAUCCGUGCUGUGCAACAGAGACCUGUACCUGUACGCUGGGCACGGUGCUGGGGUGCGGUUCCUGGAGGGCCAGGAGGUACAGAAGUUGAGUUGCCGGGCCGCCUCGUUACUGCUGGGCUGCAGCAGUGCUGCUCUGGCCCUGCGGGGGGAUCUCGAGGGGGUGGGCAUCCUCCUCAAGUACAUGAUGGCCGGCUGCCCGCUGUUCCUGGGGAAUCUCUGGGAUGUGACGGAUAAGGACAUUGACCGGUACAUGGACCGGUUACUGCGGGGUUGGCUGGAGGCCGGAUCCCAGACCUCGUUGCUGCAGUACGUGGCUCACGCUCGCACAGCUCCCAAACUCAAGUACCUGAUCGGUGCCUCUCCCGUGGUCUACGGCCUGAGCGUCUCGCUGCAGUGAGGGGGGGAGAGAGGAGAUUCGGCCCCUCUGCUGCUAUCAGCGGGCAUCGCUGUCCACCCCAGGGGCAGACUGACAUCGUCUGGGGAGGGAGGGGACAUGAGGGAUCGGAGCUGUGUGUCUCCCCCUCUGUCCCGGGGAGCGUGAGGGGUCUCUGAGAUACCUGUCCAUGGGCGGAGGGAAGGGGUGAGUGGGGUGGGGAAGGCUCCGUGCCCCCCAGGCCCCAAUCGGAUUGUAUGUAGUAAUUUAUGGAUCAGUUGCUCCUUUCUGUGGGACGUUCGAGUGAACAAGAGAUUUAAUAAAUACAGAUUUCUAUCCCGUCCACAA